This is a messenger RNA of Uranotaenia lowii, 438 nucleotides long. RefSeq lists its product as uncharacterized. The transcript has a single exon. The record is from RefSeq and is a predicted model, not a curated record. Bases 1 to 438 code for a protein of 145 amino acids. NCBI's taxonomy places the organism in Eukaryota, Metazoa, Arthropoda, Insecta, Diptera, Culicidae.
AUGUGUGAGAAUUGGGUGCAAAACUACAGCGGCGAAGAUCUACCAAACAAUGUUUUACGAUCGCUCCAGCUGGGAAGCGGCUACAACUGCCCGGAUCCGCAUUGUGUGCCGUACGUUAAAAUUCUCUCCGAAAUAGAGUGUGCCAUACAACAGCAUCCACAGGCACCUGUGAUUCGGAACGAUAUUUCGAAUGCGAUUGUGAACCACAUUAACUACGCAAAACAAUCGGCUCAUGACAAUCAUGAAUGGGUUCGAGAAGAGAUUCGGAAGUCGAAAAUAUUUUUCAAAUCUCGUCCAGAUCUGCUUGUUACUAAAGCAGAUAAAGGUAAGGCUAUCGUUGUUAUUAAAAGAAACGAAUACGAGGAAAAAAUGCGUGAACUUUUAAACGACAAAGAAACCUACGUUAGCCUCGAUAAAGAUCCAACAGUUUCUGUGUGA